CGGCCGCGGCAGAGGCGCGGGGCCACCCACCCCGCCGCGCGCCGCACUCCGAGGCCAUGGACAAAGCGCGGCCGCUGUGGGACACCCCGCUGCAGUUCGUGUUCGCCUGCAUCUCGUACGCCGUGGGCCUGGGCAAUGUGUGGCGCUUCCCCUACCUGUGCCAGAUGUACGGCGGAGGUAGCUUCCUGGUGCCCUACCUCAUCAUGCUCAUUGUGGAGGGCAUGCCGCUCCUGUACCUGGAACUGGCAGUGGGGCAGCGCAUGCGCCAGGGCAGCAUUGGUGCCUGGAGGACCAUCAGCCCCUACCUGGGUGGCGUCGGGGACAGGGAGAAAGGGAGGAUACGGCCCCCGCCUUGGAGAGCUGAUGCCACAUGGCUUCUCUUCCCUGGUCUCAUCUGUGUGGCCAGUGUGGUGGUGUCCUUCUUCCUCUCCAUGUACUACAAUGUCAUCAAUGCCUGGGCCUUCUGGUACCUCUUCCACUCCUUCCAGGAUCCCUUGCCGUGGUCUGUCUGCCCACUGAAUAGCAACCACACAGGCUAUGACGAGGAGUGCGAGAAGGCUUCCUCCACGCAGUACUUUUGGUACCGCAAGACCCUCAACAUCUCACCAUCCAUCGAGGAGAAUGGGCCAGUGCAGUGGGAGCCAGCGCUCUGCCUCAUCCUGGCUUGGCUGCUGGUGUACCUGUGCAUCCUGCGGGGCACCGAGUCCACAGGCAAGGUGGUGUACUUCACGGCGUUGCUGCCCUACUGCGUGCUCAUCAUCUACACUGGUCAGGGCCUCACCCUCCAUGGAGCCACCAAUGGCCUGGUGUACAUGUUCACUCCCAAGGUGGAACAGCUGGCCAACCCCAAGGCCUGGAUCAAUGCAGCCACCCAGAUCUUCUUCUCGCUCGGCCUGGGGUUUGGCAGCCUCAUCGCUUUUGCCAGCUACAACGAGCCCUCCAACAACUGCCAGAAGCACGCCGUCAUCGUGUCCCUCAUCAACAGCUCCACCUCCAUCUUUGCCAGCGUCGUCACCUUCUCCAUCUAUGGCUUCAAGGCCACCUUCAACUACGAAAGCUGCCUGAAAAAGGUGAUUCUGCUGCUGACCAAUGCUUUCGACCUUGAAGAUGGCUUCCUGACGGCCAGCAACCUGGAGCAGGUGAAGGGCUAUCUGGCAUCUGCCAACCCCAGCAAGUACAGCGAGGUGUUGCCACAGAUUAAAAACUGUAGCUUGGAAUCAGAGCUGGAGACGGCCGUCCAGGGCACUGGCCUGGCUUUCAUCGUCUACACCGAGGCUAUUAAAAACAUGGAGGUGUCGCAGCUGUGGUCAGUGCUCUACUUCUUCAUGCUGCUGAUGCUGGGCAUAGGGAGCAUGCUGGGCAACACGGCCGCCAUUCUCACCCCUCUGACUGACAGCAAGCUUAUCUCCAGCUACCUGCCCAAGGAGGCCAUCUCAGGUCUGGUGUGCCUCAUCAACUGUGCCAUCGGCAUGGUGUUCACCAUGAAGGCCGGCAACUACUGGUUUGACAUCUUCAAUGACUACGCUGCCACACUGUCCCUUCUGCUCAUUGUCCUGGUGGAGACAAUCGCCGUGUGUUACCUGUAUGGGCUGAGGAGAUUUGAAAACGACCUCAAGGCCAUGAUGGGACACACUCUGAACUGGUAUUGGAAGGUCAUGUGGGCUGGCGUGAGCCCGCUGAUCAUCAUCAGCCUCUUGCUCUUCUACCUGAGUGACUACAUCAUCACGGGGACCCUGCAGUACCAGGCCUGGGACGCCUCCCAGGUAUCUGCCUUCUUGGGGCCCAGGCUCGCUCAUGAGCACAGACCUCUAUUCUUUUGAAAGUAAGGAACUCUCGCCAGGGUGUGGAAGGUUAUUUCUCACAAUGUGGAAUCACCAUCCAGGUACUUUGAACCACUUGGCCAGGAUGGCAGAGUAUGGCUCUGAGUUUUUCACCAUGUGCUGCAGGGAAGAGAGUAAGAUUCCCUACAGAACUUCCUGGGGGACUGGAAGGCAAGCUCCCCCACCCCUCCCCAAAGCAUGGAGCAGCUGGGUGGGGCAGUGAGUAGUUAACAUCCCAAUUGCUGGAUCUUGGGAGCAUCUGCUUGCCAACCAAUGACUGAUGCUAACAGUGGUGCAUGUGGCCUGAGGGACAGCCCUGGCUAUCUGCCCAAACUUUCACAGUAAAGAUGUACUGAGCAAGGAGAGUAAUACCAUUGGCCACUUUGGAUUUCUGCUCCUGUGAGAAGAUGAGGCUGCCCUUUAGCAUAUGGUGUGUGUGGAUCAUGUAGAUGGGGAGGUAGGGAGGGGCUUUGUGCUCCAAUCCCCACAACGCGGAGGCUCAGGGUGUCUCCUCCAAUCCAUGGCAGGCUGAUGCGUGUAGGAAAUGUAUGAGAUGUAGGAAUGUAUGAAGGUGUAGGAAAUGAGGGAAACUAUGAAUUACUUAAAGCAAUAUCAAAUACACACCCUGAACAGUUAUUAGAUUCAGCCUACAGAAGAUUGUGCUGUCAAAUUGGGUGAAUUGUUUCUAAACAUUUCCUCCCAAUUUUGUACUUAGCACAAAGGAUACAGAGUAACAGAUGAGCACCACGAAGUCUGUGGGGUGGUGCACGGCUGCAUGGCAUUUUGCUUUAUAAACCACACUUUGGCUGACAGCAAGCCCGUGCUCUCUGGACUUAGCUGUGGCCUGGCUCCUUUGCAGAAAGGUGGCAUUUAUUGGCUUUGGGGCCUUAGCUUCUCAUCACUUUCAUGGUUGGUUGAUAAAAUAAUGGAUGUUUCCCUAAGUCCUGAGGUCUGUCAAAACUUUACUGAGAUGAGAGAUGUGUUGCUAGAUAGAGGAGCUAAUCCCCACAUGUGGCUAUUUAAAAUUGUAUUUAAUUUUAAUGAAUUUAAAUUUGUUUUUUAGUAUCACUGUCCAGAUUCCCAGUGCCCAAUGGCUACCUGUGUUUUCUGGCUGCCAUAUUGGACAGAAUUUCUCUCAUCACAGCUCCGUUGGGCAGCACUGGGCAAAGGUGUCCCCUACAUUUGGUCUUGAACACAAUAAGCCUUUGAUUAUUCUUGUGACUGCGCUUUACAGGUAGCUUCAAACAGUAUGCAGGUUCGUUGAAGUUCAUGGAGGUGAAAGCAGAUGGGGGCGUCGGUCUGCCCGGCAGCCUCACUACUGAGCUGCAUGCAGAGCUGGGGUGCCUCAUAGGCACUGCUUCUCUUGCUUAAGGGCCUGAGGCCUGGAUGGGUGGCACCCUCAGAAGGGUCUGCAUGGGUGGCUCUCUUCUGACACUUGGCUUCUUUCCUCAGGGCCAGCUUGUGACCAAGGAUUACCCCGCCCUAUGCACUGGCCAUCAUUGGGCUGCUCGUGGCCGCCUCCAUCAUGUGCAUCCCCCUGGUAGCCCUGGGGACUUUCAUUAAGCAUCGCCUCAAGCAGGGAGCC
Messenger RNA from Phacochoerus africanus (Common warthog), 3405 nucleotides. RefSeq names its product solute carrier family 6 member 20 (gene SLC6A20). Gene Ontology annotation, molecular function: L-proline transmembrane transporter activity. The coding region runs from base 57 to 1820 and encodes 587 amino acids. The transcript is spliced from 11 exons. The record is from RefSeq and is a predicted model, not a curated record. NCBI's taxonomy places the organism in Eukaryota, Metazoa, Chordata, Mammalia, Artiodactyla, Suidae. Gene Ontology annotation, biological process: sodium ion transmembrane transport. Gene Ontology annotation, cellular component: plasma membrane.